CUCUCUCUCUCUCUCUCUCUUCUUUUGAUUAUUGUUCUGUGAUUAUCAAGCUGCUGUGUAGAAUACAGAAUUAGCGCAUUGGCGUCCACUCUGUACAGUACAUUAGCUCCAAGCUUUAUUAACCACAAUAAGGCACUAAUUUUAAUUGAAUGAAUCAUAAAAUACCUCACAUCCUCAUUAAAUUAUUAUAUAGUAUAUAAUCACGCCCAAGUUGGAAUAAUCUGCGGUACUGUGUUUUCAGUGGGGGGCGUCUGCCCAUUAACCCACGCAAAUGAGAUUGAUUGAUCCUCGACGCUUUUUCCUUUCUCCCUGCUCAAUGUGGGCAUUGAGGCUGGAAACCAUCUCCUCAGCCGCUGACAGGAGCUGCUAAUACCCCGAUGUAAUCAGCUGCCCGCGACCACGCUCCCGACCAUGGAUCUGGGAAUUCUCGCUGUGACCGCCGCGCUUUUCGCCGCGAUUAGCGACGGCUCUCACUCCAGCAGCGUCCCCUCGUUCCUCCUGCCGUUCACCGACUGCGUCCACAGCCGCGGCAGAGACGGCUUCUACCGGGGAGCGAUAGACGUCACCGAGUCCGGCGCGCGGUGCAUGAACUGGACCGAGGUGGCCGGCUUCAGGGAGCGCUACCCGGGCAAAGGCAUAGGCGAUCACAACCACUGCCGCAACCCGGACGGCAGGAUCCGACCCUGGUGCUUUUUCCGGAACCACAGAGGCAGAGUGGACUGGGGCUACUGCGACUGUAAACAAGGUUCCGUGCAUCUGCAGGGGGGCCGCUCCAAGCUGGACGGCAGGGUGGAGGUCUAUCUGGGGGGAGCGUGGGGGUCCGUGUGCGGCGACGACUGGGGGGACGAGGACGCUGCAGUGGUGUGCAGACAGCUGGGCAAGGGGAUCUCGGGUCGUGCACGAGCAGUUGCCCUUUCUCGUCCCGGCUUGGCCAAGCUCCACUGGAGAGCAGUCCACUGCCAGGGAGAGGAGCCAGACUUGCUCCAGUGUCCCAAGACUACCUGGAACGGAGGGGAGUGCUCUCUGGUUGCAGCCGUGACCUGCGUCCAACAGCAAGCAGCAGUGGCGCUUCCUGUCCGCCUGGUGGGGGGCCGGUCGGGGUCCGAGGGCAGAGUGGAGGUCUUCCACGCAGGCCAGUGGGGCUCCAUAUGUGACGACCAGUGGGACGACAGCGACGCCGAGGUGGUUUGCCGACAGCUGGGGCUGAGCGGCGCGGCGAGGGCGUGGGGCCGAGCGCACUUCGGCAAGGCAGCGGGCCGCGUGUGGCUGGACGAGGUGCGCUGCACCGGCAACGAGCUCACGCUGGAGCAGUGUCCCAAAAGCGGCUGGGGGGAGCACAACUGCCUGCACGCCGAGGACGCGGGCGUGUCCUGCAGCCCCCUCGCAGAUGGUUCGGUCCGUCUGGCUGGGGGCUCCUGGAGCCACGAGGGGCGUCUGGAGGUCUUCUACCACGGCCAGUGGGGCACGGUGUGCGACGAUGGCUGGACGGACGCUAACACCCGAGUGGUGUGUCGGCAGCUCGGCCUCAGGCCGGGCUCCGCUCUGCCCUCCGAAGGCCCGGACGCCGGCUCGGCCCCGCGCUUCGGCGUCGGGUCGGGCCCCGUGCUCCUGGACGACGUGAGCUGCACGGGGAAGGAGCCGAGCCUGUCGCUGUGCAAGAGGAGGGAGUGGACGCGCCACGACUGCACCCACCACGAAGACGUGAACAUCAUAUGCAGCGCUGAGCUCCACGAAGACAGCCUUCCGACCAGUGUGCCGGUGAGGCUUGUGGGAGGGGAGAGCCCCAAGGAGGGCCGGGUGGAGCUCUAUCUGUCCGGUCAGUGGGGGACGGUGUGUGACGACGGAUGGACCGACCGCGACGCUGAGGUGGUUUGUCGACAGCUCGGCUACAGCGGGGAGGCAAAGGCCCGCGUCAUGGCGUACUUCGGCGAAGGCACGGGGCCCAUCCACGCGGACAACGUCAAGUGCAGCGGCCACGAGCUAACGCUAGCCGACUGCAUCAAGCAGGCGCCCGGCACGCACAACUGCCGCCACAGCGAGGACGCCGGGGUCAUCUGUGACUACGGCGCGUCCCAGGCCAGCCACCGAGAGGUCAAAGACCCUGUCAGCUCCAUCUGUGGACUGCGGCUCGUACACACUCGCCAGCGGCGGAUCAUAGGAGGAGAAAACUCUUUGAGGGGCGGCUGGCCGUGGCAGGCGGCCAUUCGUUUGCGAGGCUCUCGCGGAGACGGGAGGCUGGUGUGUGGAGCGACUCUCAUCGACACCUGCUGGGUUCUCACCUCAGCUCACUGCUUUAAGAGGUACGGCAACAACACCAAGCACUACAAAGUGCGCGUGGGCGACUUCCACGCCCUCGUCCCCGAGGAGCACGAAGAGGAGUACGGCGUGGAGCAGCUCGUCCUCCACCCCAGCUACCGGUCCCACAGCAACGACUACGACCUGGCGCUGGUGCGCCUGGCGCCGGGGGCGGUGGGCCCGGCGCCGGGGGAGUGCGUGUCAUUCAGCCGCCACGUCCUUCCGGCCUGUCUGCCCACGAGGAAGGAGCGGGUCCUCAAACAAGCCAGCAACUGUCACAUCACCGGCUGGGGCGACACAGGCCGCUCCUACUCCAAGACCCUGCAGCAGGCGCCCCUCCACCUCCUGCCCCGCCGCCACUGCCAGCAUCACUUCCACGGCGCCUUCACCUCCCGGAUGCUCUGCGCCGGCAGCCUCCAGCCGGAGCGGAGGGUGGACAGUUGCCGGGGCGACAGCGGGGGGCCGCUGGUGUGCGAGCGCCCGGGCGGCGGCUGGGUGCUGUACGGGGUCACGUCCUGGGGCCACGCCUGCAGAACGCAGCAGUCGCCGGGAGUCUACACCAAAGUGUCGGCGUUCACCUCCUGGAUACACAAGGUGAUCGGACGGGAUCAGAAGGCGCGGUGAAGCCGCUCCACCGGCUCGUUGCGACUGGUCGGGAACGGCGGGGGCAAUAAUACUGCAGUCACUGAUCCAGGGAUCCUGGUGAAAAGGCAGCGCUGGACUUUUACUCCUGGAAGCGUUUCACACAGGUCGAAAGGUCACUAGCACUUCUUUAAAUCGACUUUUGUGUAUUUGUGUAUCAAUCAUCAACACAAAAGCUGAACUUCAAUAUCUCAUUGAUGUUUUUAUGAUGAGCACAAAUGCUGUGCUAUGCGUUUUUCUCAGCAAUGUUUUCUGUUGUUAGUGUUUCAUUUUAAAUUAUGAUAAACAAAUGUGAGCAGUGUUGAAACGGGACCACAUUUAUGUGAUAAACAAGCAUGCCCUUCAUUUCCAGGGAGUUAUAGCCUGGUGUGAAUGUCCGUGCACAGAGCCUCGCUGUUUGGUACUUAACGCAUCAACUUAAUCGACAUUAUGACUUGUGCCAAAGUGACUUCUUUCUUCUUCCUGUUUGUGCUUGUUUUCUUAACCUUUGUCCAUUGUGCUGUAUACUCAUGUUGUGUAUGAAGCAUGUACUGUACGUCUUAGUGGUUACUCAGGCAUUUGCAGUUCAUUUUUGAUCUAAUCACUAUUGUCCCAGUUACCAGUCGGGGCAGAUUUUACAAGAAGACAAUCUGGAACACUUGAUGAAAUAGACACUACAUUGACUUUUCAUUGGGCUUUUACAGAUUGUGUUGUACAGUAUGUUAAUGCGCUGUAACACGUCUCCAUAAACUGAGAUUUUGUAAGAAAGCGUGAUUUUGUGAUGAGUCAUGACACUCCUAUAAAUAGACUUGUCGUCCAGACGUCUCGGCACACCUUUCCAGCUGUCAGCAGCUGGACGGGCACAGCUCCUUCAGGUUUCUCUCGCUGCACGCACGCACUCCCACCAUCAGCGUCACUGGUAUGUCACACAGUGUCCACAGGAAUGGCAGACAUUUUCCGACUUGUCCUCAUUUACAGGGCAAACACGAUUAGUGGAGGGGGACCAACAACAGCAGGAGCCUUUCGUUUUCAUCUACAUGUUUUAAAAUAUGAUUUACUCUUUACCCCUGUAUGUCUAAACAUUGCCUCCUAUGCAAAAGCGUCUCUUCACAGGAUUUAAUUUGAAUGUAAAUUUAAUCAGCAGUGUUGCACAGUUGUAGUGUAUUUUAGCCGUGUUGAGUGUCAAGUCUAGACGUCUGAACUCUAACCGGGUAAAUUAACCGAGGGCGCCCCCUUGUGGUCAUUGUUUCACUUUACAAGGCAAAUGCUGACAAUUUAAAUAAAGAAAUAUCUAGAGGAAA
Betta splendens (Siamese fighting fish) is the source of this 4217-nucleotide messenger RNA. It is a transcript of the gene prss12, whose product is annotated as serine protease 12. Gene Ontology annotation, molecular function: serine-type endopeptidase activity. The record is from RefSeq and is a predicted model, not a curated record. Bases 412 to 2919 code for a protein of 835 amino acids. The transcript is spliced from 13 exons. Lineage: Eukaryota; Metazoa; Chordata; Actinopteri; Anabantiformes; Osphronemidae. Gene Ontology annotation, biological process: proteolysis. Gene Ontology annotation, cellular component: membrane.